AGCUAUGUCCUCGGCAAGCUGAAGCCAGUUCAGACCUCACAACGACCACCAGCUCCUCCGACAUAUUCGGCUGAAAAUAUUACUGUAUUUAUUCCGAUUAUCUCAGUGACUAGACCACCCGCCCUCGAACGCAAUGCCUGUAGGAAUUGAAGCAUGGGUUACCCAGAUACCCCCCGUGACGAGAGCAUGGCUUGCGCUGUCGGUGCUCACGAGUGUAGCUGUUCAAUGCCAGGUCGUGACGCCGCUGCAGCUCUACGUUAGCUACAAGGCUGCGUUCACGAACAUGCAGCUUUGGCGGGUGUUCACAAAUUUCUUCUACUUUGGUUCACUCUCGCUAGAUUUCGUGUUCCACAUGUUCUUCUUCAUGCGGUAUAGCAGGAUGCUAGAAGAGUCAUCAUUUGCAAACCGCAAGGCGGAGUACGUCUGGCUGUUGAUUCAAUCCGCCGUGAUGUUACUUGCUCUGUCACCGCUAGUGAACCUUCCCUUCCUCUCCUCGCCGCUCGCUUUCGUUCCCAUCUACCUCUGGUCACGAAGACAUCCAGCGACGCCCAUCUCGCUCUUUGGCCUAAUAACAAUUACGGCUCCAUACCUACCCCUCGCUCUCGUCGGUCUUGCGUGGAUUUUGAACGGCACUUGGCGCGCAGCGGCUGGAGAUUUGGUGGGGUGCGCGGUCGGUCAUGUCGGCUGGUUCUUGAGGGAUGUCUGGACUCGGGAGAUGGUCGGUGGUCCGACGUGGUUCAGCGAGGCGCCUGACGUUUUGAAGCGGCUGUUUGGAGAGCUAUGA
This is a messenger RNA of Phanerochaete carnosa HHB-10118-sp, 784 nucleotides long. RefSeq lists its product as uncharacterized. Gene Ontology annotation, biological process: endoplasmic reticulum unfolded protein response. NCBI's taxonomy places the organism in Eukaryota, Fungi, Basidiomycota, Agaricomycetes, Polyporales, Phanerochaetaceae. The record is from RefSeq and is a predicted model, not a curated record. Gene Ontology annotation, cellular component: endoplasmic reticulum membrane; Hrd1p ubiquitin ligase ERAD-L complex. Gene Ontology annotation, molecular function: misfolded protein binding; ubiquitin-specific protease binding. The transcript has 5 exons. Bases 134 to 784 code for a protein of 216 amino acids.